AUGUCAUCUGCCAGUGAGUGGAUCAAAUAUUACGAUUUGGAAGGUCACCCUGAAGGAGGCUACUUCAAACAAACAGGAGCAUCUACCCAAAUUAUUAAAUCGUCUACUGGACUCCAGGUUCCAUUAUACACAAAUAUUAUUUUCUUAUUGGAAGACAAAAACCCAUCCAACUUCCAUCAAAUCAAGUCAAACGAAGUAUGGUAUUUCCACAACGGUAGCCCUUUGACAGUACACUGUAUAUACCCUGAUACCGGGAAAUAUGAAAAAAUAAUGCUUGGAAGAGACAUUACCAAAGGUGAAGUAUUUCAAUAUGAGGUUCCUGCUGGAGUUAUAUUUGGUUCUAGUGUUGAAGAAGGAUUCGCAAUAGUAAGUUGUAUGGUUGCACCCGGGUUUGAUUUCAGAGAAUUCAAAUUAUUCAAUGAGCAUGAAUUAUUGGAGACUUACCCUCAACAUAAAGAUAUCAUUAAGAAGUUAACUCCAAAAAAAUAG
Molecule: messenger RNA, 489 nt
Organism: Scheffersomyces coipomensis
Lineage: Eukaryota; Fungi; Ascomycota; Pichiomycetes; Serinales; Debaryomycetaceae
Product: cupin domain-containing protein
Exons: 1
Coding region: 1-489 (162 amino acids)
Cellular component (GO): intracellular anatomical structure
Source: RefSeq, a predicted model, not a curated record